Spodoptera frugiperda (fall armyworm) is the source of this 675-nucleotide messenger RNA. RefSeq names its product phospholipase A2 inhibitor beta-like. Gene Ontology annotation, cellular component: extracellular matrix. The transcript has 5 exons. NCBI's taxonomy places the organism in Eukaryota, Metazoa, Arthropoda, Insecta, Lepidoptera, Noctuidae. The record is from RefSeq and is a predicted model, not a curated record. The coding region runs from base 1 to 675 and encodes 224 amino acids. Gene Ontology annotation, molecular function: protein binding.
AUGGUGUUGGGGCAUGGAUGUGCGCGAUGGGCGCUACAGUGGGUGGCGCUGGUGGCAUGCACGCUGGCGGGGGCGCUGGCGCCCGAGCGGGUGGAGCCCUGCGCGGGCAGCCCGCUCUGCUCCUGCCGAGUGGCCCACAUGUCCUGCAUCGCCGUGCCAUUACACAGGUUUCCAGAAUGGCCCCGAAUAGAGCUGCAACAUCUAGAUAUAAGCAUGUCUAACCUAGAAGUGCUGACAGAGAGCGCGCUGGACGGAUUGAGAUUGCAAACAUUAGUUUUAGUCGCUAACAAAUUACAUUACAUCGAGAUGCACGCAUUUAGUUCCAUGGCGGGUACACUAGCAUCUUUAGACCUCGGUUACAACGAAUUCACUGAAAUACCGCAGCAGGGCUUAAAAGAUUUAAAAGUUUUAAACUGGUUGAAUCUGCAAAACAACAAUAUAGUGUACAUAGGACCUGAAAUUAAAUGGCACCACUUGGAAGAAACGUUGACGAGCCUGUCACUGAGUAACAACCAAGUAACGCAGCUCAAGUCGCAAGCCCUGACCUCGUUGUACCACCUGCUGCAGCUCGACUUGGAAGGAAACCACCUCCGAACCAUCAGCCCCGACUCCUUGCCUGCUUCCCUGACACUCCUCAAGCUAUCCAACAACUUCAUCCAUGAACUUUCCUUUUAA